GUGGAUUUAGUGCUGGUGAUAAUGGCAUCAGGAAUUCUAUUCGUGUUUUUCCUUGUGGUGCCGACGAUCCGGGCUGGCUUGGCUACAACUCCCACCCGGGUGCGGCAGGAUCAGAGAACAGCAAACGCCGAAUUACUUCCGCAACGUCCCAGCCUGUCCAACGCGACGGAGGUGGACGUACCUCUCCGGACAUCAACCCGCGACGCAGAAGCCUGCACCCAGGAGGGUCCCCGGUGCAGCCCGGACUGCAGGAAAAUAGAAAUAUGCGAGAAGAUCGGCGAUUCGUUGGGAGUGCACGCGACCGUAACGUGCGCGGGCACCACGCCGUACUGCGACGUAGAAACUCUCGCCUGUUCCCAAACGUGCAAUCACGGUACGGGAAAUUAUGAAACGACCACCCUCACCACGACAACUUACGUUCCGGAGAAAUGCACUGAAGCUGGAACCAGGUGUAGCGAGGACUGCAGAAAAAUCGAAAUCUGUGAGAAAAAUGGCACUCAAUUAGGAGUGUCCGCAGUUAUACCAUGCCCAGAAAAUACCCCGUUCUGUGAUAUCAAAACAUUCAGCUGCUCGCUAACAUGUGAUAACGUGACAUCACUCACCACUGCAAUGCCGACUGAGACCACCACUUACAUACCCGACACAUGCACAACGACUGGCCCCAGAUGUAGCAGAGACUGUACAAAAAUUGAAAUAUGUGAACUUGAGAACAAUCAGCUUUUUUUGUCAGGAGUCAUAGAUUGCCAUGGAAAAACACCAUUCUGCAACAUUGAUACAAUUAGUUGUUCCGUAGAGUGCAAUCGCGGGAAAAACAACAUUACAUCAAUCACCGCAUCAUCACAAAUAGUAACUUCUACUAUAUCAACAACAACAGAAGAACAAACAUGUCAAAAAGUAGGAUACAGAUGUAGUUCCGAUUGCAGACGUUUCGAACUAUGCACUGAAAAUAACAAUGAAUUAGUGCUCUCAGUGCUCCAAACCUGUAGUGGGAACACACCUUUUUGCAACAUUGAUCUAGUUGGGUGUUCAACAAUAUGUAAAAUAACCAACGAAGUAACAUCCAAUACACAGACAACAAUCCCAAUCACUUCAACAACAUCACAAUCUACAACAACAUUAAAAACGACAGAAAUAUAUGAACCAUGUCAAAAAGUAGGAUACAGGUGUAAUUCCGAUUGCAUUCGUUUAGAACUAUGCACUGAAAAUAACAAUGAAUUGGUGCUCUCAGUAAUCCAAACCUGUAGUGGGAACACACCUUUUUGCAACAUAGAUCUUGUUGGAUGUUCAACAAUAUGUAAAAUAACCAACGAAGUAACAUCGAAUACACAGACAACAAUACCAAACACUUCAACUACAUCACAAUCUACAACAACAUUGUCAACCACAGAAAUAUAUGAACCAUGUCAUAACGUAGGAUACAGGUGUAGUUCCGAUUGCAUGCGUUUAGAACUAUGCACUGAAAAUAAUAAUGAAUUGGUGCUCACAGUGCUCCAAACCUGUAGUGGGAACACACCUUUUUGCAACAUUGAUCUAGUUGGGUGUUCAACAAUAUGUAAAAUAACCAACGAAGUAACAUCCAAUACACAGACAACAAUCCCAAUCACUUCAACCACAUCACAAACUACAAGAACAUUAUCAACAACAGAAACAUUAGAACCAUGCCAAAAAGUAGGAUACAGGUGUAGUUCCGAUUGCAUGCGUUUAGAACUAUGCACUGAAAAUAAUAAUGAAUUGGUGCUCUCAGUGCUUCAAACCUGUAGUGGGAACACACCUUUUUGCAACAUAUAUCUGGUUGGGUGUUCAACAACAUGUAAAAUAACCAACGAAGUAACAUCCAAUACACAGACAACAAUCCCAAUCACUUCAACCACGUCACAAACUACAACAACAUUGUCAACAACAGAAAUAUAUGAACCAUGCCAAAAAGUAGGAUACAGGUGUAGUUCCGAUUGCAUGCGUUUAGAACUAUGCACUGAAAAUAAUAAUGAAUUGGUGCUCUCAGUGCUCCAAACCUGUAGUGGGAACACACCUUUUUGCAACAUUGAUCUAGUUGGGUGUUCAACAAUAUGUAAAAUAACCAACGAAGUAACAUCCAAUACACAGACAACAAUCCCAAUCACUUCAACCACAUCACAAACUACAAGAACAUUAUCAACAACAGAAACAUUAGAACCAUGCCAAAAAGUAGGAUACAGGUGUAGUUCCGAUUGCAUGCGUUUAGAACUAUGCACUGAAAAUAAUAAUGAAUUGGUGCUCUCAGUGCUUCAAACCUGUAGUGGGAACACACCUUUUUGCAACAUUGAUCUAGUUGGGUGUUCAAAAACAUGUAAAAUAACCAACGAAGUAACAUCCAAUACACAGACAACAAUCCCAAUCACUUCAACCACAUCACAAACUACAAGAACAUUAUCAACAACAGAAACAUUAGAACCAUGCCAAAAAGUAGGAUACAGGUGUAGUUCCGAUUGCAUGCGUUUAGAACUAUGCACUGAAAAUAAUAAUGGAUUGGUGCUCUCAGUGCUCCAAACCUGUAGUGGGAACACACCAUUUUGCAACAUUGAUCUAGUUGGGUGUUCAACAAUAUGUAAAAUAACGAACGAAGUAACAUCCAAUACACAGACAACAAUCCCAAUCACUUCAACCACAUCACAAACUACAAGAUCAUUAUCAACAACAGAAACAUUAGAACAAUGCCAAAAAGUAGGAUACAGGUGUAGUUCCGAUUGCAUGCGUUUAGAACUAUGCACAAAAAUUAACAAUGAAUUGGUGCUCUCAGUGCUUCAAACCUGUCGUGGAAACACACCUUUUUGCAACAUUGACUAUGUUGGGUGUUCAACAAUAUGUAAAAUAAACAACGAUGUUACAUUCAAUACACAGACAACAACCCCAAUCACUUCUACCACAUCACAAUCUACAACAACAUUGUCAACAACAGAAAUAUAUGAACCAUGCCAAAAAGUAGGAUACAGGUGUAGUUCCGAUUGCAUGCGUUUAGAACUAUGCACUGAAAAUAAUAAUGAAUUUGUGCUCUCAGUGCUCCAAACCUGUAGUGGGAAUACACCUUUUUGCAACAUAGAUUUUGUUGGAUGUUCAACAAUAUGUAAAAUAACCAACGAAGUAACAUCAAAUACACAGACAACAAUACCAAACACUUCAACUACAUCACAAUCUACAACAACAUUGUCAACCACAGAAAUAUAUGAACCAUGCCAUAACGUAGGAUACAGGUGUAGUUCCGAUUGCAUGCAUUUAGAACUAUGCACUGAAAAUAAUAAUGAAUUGGUGCUCUCAGUGCUCCAAACCUGUAGUGGGAACACACCUUUUUGCAACAUUGAUCUAGUUGGUUGUUCAAAUAUAUGUAAAAUAACCAACGAAGUAACAUCGAAUACACAGACAACAAUACCAAUCACUUCUACUUCAUCACAAUCAUCAACAACUUUGUCAACAACAGAAAUAUUUGAACCAUGUAAAAAAGUAGGUUACAGGUGUAGUUCCGAUUGCAUGCGUUUAGAACUAUGCACUGAAAAUAACAAUGAAUUGGUGCUCUCAGUGCUCCAAACCUGUAGUGGGAUCACACCUUUUUGCAACAUUGAUCUAGUUGGGUGUUCAACAAUAUGUAAAAUAACCAACGAAGUAACAUCCAAUACACAGACAACAAUCCCAAUCACAUCAACCACAUCACAAAUUACAACAAAAUUAUCAACAACAGAAACAUUAGAACCAUGUCAAAAAGUAGGAUACAGGUGUAGUUCCGAUUGCAUGCGUUUAGAACUAUGCACUGAAAAUAAUAAUGAAUUGGUGCUUUCAGUGCUCCAAACCUGUAGUGGGAACACACCAUUUUGCAACAUUGAUCUAGUUGGGUGUUCAACAAUAUGUAAAAUAACCAACGAAGUAACAUCCAAUACACAGACAACAAUCCCAAUCACUUCAACCACAUCACAAACUACAAGAACAUUAUCAACAACAGAAACAUUAGAACCAUGCCAUAAAGUAGGAUACAGGUGUAGUUCCGAUUGCAUGCGUUUAGAACUAUGCACUGAAAAUAAUAAUGAAUUGGUGCUUUCAGUGCUCCAAACCUGUAGUGGGAACACACCUUUUUGCAACAUUGAUCUAGUUGGGUGUUCAAAUAUAUGUAAAAUAACCAACGAAGUAACAUCGAAUACACAGACAACAAUACCAAUCACUUCUACCACAUCACAAUCAUCAACAACAUUGUCAACAACAGAAAUAUUUGAACCAUGUAAAAAAGUAGGUUACAGGUGUAGUUCAGAUUGCAGUCGUUUAGAACUAUGCACUGAAGAAAACAAUGAAUUAAUUUUUUCAGUACUCGAAAUCUGUAUGAAGAAUGCGACACGGCGGGAGUACCAGCGCACCCAGUACCCUGACAUGAACUACCACAUUCCAGUGAAGAAUGCGGCGCGGCGGGAGUACCAGCGCACCUAG
Bacillus rossius redtenbacheri is the source of this 4443-nucleotide messenger RNA. RefSeq lists its product as uncharacterized. The transcript is spliced from 3 exons. NCBI's taxonomy places the organism in Eukaryota, Metazoa, Arthropoda, Insecta, Phasmatodea, Bacillidae. The record is from RefSeq and is a predicted model, not a curated record. Bases 22 to 4443 code for a protein of 1473 amino acids. Gene Ontology annotation, cellular component: plasma membrane.